Messenger RNA from Carlito syrichta (Philippine tarsier), 1375 nucleotides. RefSeq names its product serine/arginine-rich splicing factor 9. Gene Ontology annotation, molecular function: mRNA binding. The annotation marks the transcript as partial. The record is from RefSeq and is a predicted model, not a curated record. The transcript has 6 exons. Gene Ontology annotation, cellular component: nucleus; cytoplasm; ribonucleoprotein complex. Lineage: Eukaryota; Metazoa; Chordata; Mammalia; Primates; Tarsiidae.
GGACGGGGUGGCCCAGAGGGCUACUAACCUGAGGCUGAGAGCCGCGACAGCCCAGCUGCGGAGGAGUCGCUUGGGCCGCUGCGGGUCAGCCUGCGGUCCUGGCCUGCCUCCUUCUGACCGGCGCCCCACACGCAGUGACGGCGCGGGGCCAUCCCCGGGCACGCCCCGCGCCCUCUCAGAGAGCGCUCACAAGCCGGGAACCAACCGCGUUCGCUGGUUCAAUCCGAACGGCCCGACUCCACAUUCUUCCUUUCAUUCCUCGAGCGCCUCGCCUCAGAGCUCGCGGGGACGCUGCGGGGGGACCCGUGCUGAGGCGGCGGCGGCGACGUGGGCUGCGGCGGGCCCGCGGCGUCGGGCGGUGCGGAAGUCGGGCUGGGCGGACGAGCGCGGCGGCGAGGGCGACGGGCGCAUCUACGUGGGGAACCUUCCGACCGACGUGCGCGAGAAGGACCUGGAGGAUCUGUUCUACAAAUACGGCCGCAUCCGCGAGAUCGAGCUCAAGAACAGGCACGGCCUUGUGCCCUUCGCCUUCGUGCGCUUCGAGGACCCCCGAGAUGCUGAGGAUGCAAUUUAUGGAAGGAAUGGUUAUGAUUAUGGCCAGUGUCGGCUUCGUGUGGAAUUCCCCAGGACUUAUGGAAGUCGGGGUGGGUGGCCCCGAGGUGGGAGGAAUGGACCUCCUACAAGAAGAUCUGAUUUCCGAGUUCUUGUUUCAGGACUUCCUCCAUCAGGCAGCUGGCAGGACCUGAAGGAUCACAUGCGAGAAGCUGGGGAUGUCUGUUAUGCAGAUGUGCAGAAGGAUGGAAUGGGGAUGGUUGAGUAUCUCAGAAAAGAAGACAUGGAAUAUGCCCUGCGUAAACUGGAUGACACCAAAUUCCGCUCUCAUGAGGGUGAAACUUCCUACAUCCGAGUUUAUCCUGAGAGAAGCACCAGCUAUGGCUACUCACGGUCCCGGUCUGGGUCAAGGGGCCGUGAUUCUCCAUACCAAAGCAGGGGUUCCCCACACUACUUCUCUCCUUUCAGGCCCUACUGAAACAGGUGAUGGGAAUUUUUUCUUUAUUUUUUAGGUGAACUGAGCUGCUUUGUGCUCAGAAUCUACAUUCCAGAUGAUUUAGUGUCUUAGGAAAUUUUUUUAAUUUUUUUUUUUUAAAGGAGAAAAAAACUACAUAAUUUCUACCGGGGCCAUAUUAGCAGUGAAACAUUUUAAACUGCAGGAAUUGUGGUUUUGGUUCAGAAACAAGUUGUAUAUUUUACACCCCUGAUUAUGGGAAAAAAAAUCAGUGCUGUGUCUUUGUGGGUUGCUCUGCUAUGGAGAUCAGCAGUUACUGUGACUGAGUUGGCCCAUUCUGUUUAGAAAUAUAUUUUAAAUGUUUAGUAA